Messenger RNA from Sus scrofa (pig), 5791 nucleotides. RefSeq names its product complement C1q like 3 (gene C1QL3). Gene Ontology annotation, molecular function: protein binding. The record is from RefSeq and is a predicted model, not a curated record. Lineage: Eukaryota; Metazoa; Chordata; Mammalia; Artiodactyla; Suidae.
GAAGGAAAAAAAAAAAAAAAAGCAGAGCAGAGACAAUCAGAGGAGGACGGAGAGUAAGGUGGUGACCUGGGCUGGGCUGAGAGCACCCCCACCCCGGCCCCCACCUACCAGGGGUCUCAGUGUUGGUUCUCCCAGGAAAGACCUGAUGAGCUGCUGACAUUUCUCUUAAAAGAAUCAAUGAAUCUUUGUUUCCUUCUGCUUCCUCCUUUGACCUUAUUUUGUUCUGAAACAGAGAAGGAGGAGAGAAAGGACUGAACUGGUGGUGUGGAAUGGGGGCAGGUAGAAGGCACAGAGAGAUGUCUCUUAGUGCCAGGAGCCCACAGAUCAGAUCACAGGCCCCUGUGCCACACUGGGAGGUUAUUGUUGGCUUGCCUUGUAGUCUUAUUUGUUUCUGCUUCUCAUUUCAAUUCUCGCCCUGAUGUAAUAAGUCACCAGCUUCCCAGCCAUCAUCCCUGUAUUGACAAGCAAAUGUCACCCACGUUUGAUUGACAUCCAUUGCUCCUGAAUGCAAAAGUAUGAUUUACAAAUCAAUUCUGCUUGUUUAUUUAAAGCUGUUCUUGUGUGUCUUCUGUAUUUGUUGGUGGGAUAACUUGCCUAAUGUCUACUUUGGGAACUUUCCAUUAAUAUUAUAAAUCCAGGCUGUUCCUUCUCCUGCUCGCCACUGCAAGUGGGGGCUCUUCUUUUUCAUAUUUUGACCCUUUCCCCCCCCCCUCCCCCAAGGCUCACACAGAAAAUGAAAAUGUACUUUGAAGCUUACAGGACUCUUUCCCUAUCUUAGGCAAAGGCCUUGCCCAGUACUUUUCGAACACUGCUGGUUGCUUUAUCUGAUGACUUUUGAAGACAUCUUGACAAGGGAUUAUUUUUCAUAGCCCUUUCAGUAAAUGGAACGUAGGUCCAAUGGCUCAAUCUCCUGAACUGUUGCUAGAAUUGCAAACCUGCAUACACUGAUCAGUUUGUAGAAAGCACCACCCCUACCUCUCCUUCAUGCGACGGGCAUGUUCAUUUUAAAUCAUUGAGAAAUGUCCUUUGGCUUUUCGAAGCACCUUACUGUUCUCUGGGUAACAUCUUAUUUCAUUUUGGAAGGUUAAAAAAAAAAAAUCACAUCUGCCAUCUGGAAAAUUCUAAAGGGCCCUCCUUAUGUGAAAAGUGGCAUUUCGAAAGAGCACCUGAAAACGCUGUGGGUGAGCCAUUAGAGAAAUAUUGUCAGCCCAGCCACCCUCCUUUCAACCUUCAACUCCACCCUCCAACUCGGGCUGGAGGCUGUGGGGAAAUGGGGAGCUUAGGUGUGACCCUGGAGUUCUGAAGGCUUCUGCACAUCUGUCUCUCCUCCCCCCCACGCCAAUAUGUCCAGCGAAAGCGCUGCCAUCGCCUGGGUUCAGCAAGGGAAAAUUCAAAAUCUCACUGUUCAUCCAUGUGCAGAGAGGGGAAAAAAAAAAAAGAGAGAGGCCGAGAAAAAAAAAAAAAAAAUCCCACAUUGUCAGAGUAAUGCCAAACUCUCUUUGAGUGGGAUGAGCAGAGCAGAUGCCGCAAUGAGAUGCCAAAGCGGCUCCCCUUCCUCUGCGCCUUGGGUGCCUAUAAAUUGCUCCGGCGCGCGUUUGUCAGCCUCCUCUUCUCCUGGCAGGUGGUACCCAGGCAGAAUUCUGCCUUCAGUCUCUCUCUCGCUCGGCUCCCGGCCGUGAGGCGCUCGCCGCUGCUCGCCAGCUCCUCCGCUCCAGCCCGGAGCUUCGCCGAGCCGCCGGUGCCCAGCGCCACUGCUCUGCGCACCCGGGGGGCGCCUGGUCUGAGCUCGUGCGGCCGGUGCGGGGUUUUGGGGGUGCGCAUCUAUUAGAGUUCUGGUGGUUGCCAAGGAGGAGGAAAAAAAAAAAAAAAAAAGGCAGGAGAAGGGCGAUCCCAGCGAGCGAAAGAAGAGGCAGAAAAAGGCAACUUCAGACGGAAAGUUGGUGCGAACUGGCGCAGUCGGCAAAAACGGAAAAGUCGAUCGCAGGCGGCGGCGGCAUAAAAGUGUGAGCGGCCCCGGCGAGCGCGAGAGGCGGCGGCUGCUCUGCCCUCCGGGUGGCCGCGCCGGCGCCCGCGGCAGCCACAGGUGCGAAGGGGCUCGCGGGAGGCGAGAGGGCGCCCAGCGCACCCCUCCCCCGCCCCCACCCCCAGCUCGGGACUUCUGCUCAAGUCACUUGGCGUCCGAGCUCCCUCCCCAGCCGCAGCCUCAGCGGGGGGAGCGAGAGCAGGCGAGGAGCGGCCGGCGCCCGCCCGCCCAGGGGACUUGGGGUUCGCAGGGGGUUGUUUUCGGCUCUGAGGAGGUCCCCGCCCAACCUUCAAAAUUUUGUCCAAAAGCAGACAAGAGGAUCGCCCCGCGCUGAGCCGGCUGGUGGGCAGCAGGAGGCGCCUGAUCGCCGCCGGGGCGCUGGGGGUGGUGAUGGUGCUGCUGCUGGUCAUCCUCAUCCCGGUGCUGGUGAGCUCGGCCGGCACGUCGGCGCACUACGAGAUGCUGGGCACCUGCCGCAUGGUCUGCGACCCUUACGGGGGCACCAAGGCGCCCAGUACGGCCGCCACGCCCGACCGCGGCCUCAUGCAGUCCCUGCCCACCUUCAUCCAGGGCCCCAAAGGCGAGGCCGGCAGGCCGGGGAAGGCGGGCCCACGGGGGCCCCCCGGUGAGCCCGGGCCGCCGGGCCCCGUGGGCCCCCCGGGCGAGAAGGGCGAGCCCGGCCGCCAAGGCCUGCCGGGCCCGCCCGGGGCGCCCGGCCUGAACGCGGCCGGGGCCAUCAGCGCCGCCACCUACAGCACGGUGCCCAAGAUCGCCUUCUACGCCGGCCUCAAGCGGCAGCACGAAGGCUACGAGGUGCUCAAGUUCGACGACGUGGUCACCAACCUCGGUAACCACUACGAUCCCACCACGGGCAAGUUCACCUGCUCCAUCCCGGGCAUCUACUUCUUCACCUACCACGUCCUGAUGCGCGGAGGGGAUGGCACCAGCAUGUGGGCUGAUCUCUGCAAAAACAACCAGGUGCGUGCCAGUGCCAUUGCCCAAGAUGCUGAUCAGAAUUACGACUAUGCCAGUAAUAGUGUGGUUCUUCAUUUAGAGCCGGGAGAUGAAGUCUACAUCAAAUUAGAUGGCGGGAAAGCCCAUGGAGGAAACAACAACAAAUACAGCACAUUUUCUGGAUUUAUUAUCUAUGCGGACUGAUCCUGCAAAAACUAAGCUUACUGUUCUGAGUUCGGACACUGGAUGCGUAUGGCUCUCGUCCGUGAAUCGAGGAUCAGGGGAUGCCAGACGCAGGGCACCUCAGUUGUGUAUAUGUGGGGAAUUCAAAAGCUACCUGACUCACAUCUGUAUACUCAGAAACAUUAUGUAAAAAAUAAUAUAUAUAUAUUAAAAGCAAGAUAAGCAGAUGUGUGAUCCACUACCGCCAAAGCAAAUACUCCUUAUUGUUAGUGUCCGUGUGAAUGAAGUCCUAUAUAGAUCACAGAUUUUUAUAGAAAAAUCUAAGAUGCUGAAUUAUUUCUUCAAUAUAUAUGAUACUUUGGUGUACUGUGAUCUUGCCGCUUUGAUCCAUAUGUCAGCUUUGGUUCUUGUGAGUUAAUCUGCUUAUUAGGAUACUUGGAAUCCAUGCAUAGUGUAGGGCAGAAUGAUUUUCACCCUGCAGGAGAAGGUCUCAUUGAAAUCAUGCUGCUUUGUCCCCAAAGAAAUUGUUUGCCUUGUACUCUUGUUAACUUGAGAGCUAUGGACCUGGGAGUGAUUCAACUUUCAAGCCUUAACCUGGAAUUUUCUGGAUUGGAGGGAAUUCCCAAGCCUGUGAUCAAAUUUUUUUUUUUUUCACAUUUUCUUUCUCUUUGGUGUUUUCUUCUCUCUCUUUUCAGGUGAUAGUUUUUAAAAACAGAGAUGGAAAUUGUAUCAUAGGAUUACCCUCUGCGUGUGAAAAUGUGUAGUUAUGUGUGGUAUUUAGAAAAUCCCUCGUGUUCUGUUUGUCAGUAGAAUGCAUUUAGGUUGCCUUGGAAAGUCAGAGAAAUUUCUUCUUUGGGGUGAAAUCGGACUGAGGCUUCCGCCUUCCUUGGAACAAAAGAUUUUUCAUAACCCAAUGCACAUCUGUUUAAUUUACUCCGCCGCAUGCGUCACUAAGGGGACACUGAGUAAGGCCUUUGUGUUGUUACCACAAGUCAUGGCCUGACGUGAUCUCAAAAUGAACAAUUUCACAUAUAGCCAGUCUGACAACAAAGUGUAUAUAUUUUAUACAAAUACCUGCUACAUAUAUAUGUACAUGUACAUAUAUAUACAUUAGAUGAAAUAUAAUAUAUAUAAUGGCUUCAGACCAUAGGCACAGUGGCUGUAUAGUUCCCCAAAUUUUAGUUUUUAAAGAUGUACAUGGAGGCACACACGAACGUACACAAAUGAUUUGACUUAUUUUGGAUGGAAAUAUAUUUUGGAAAACAGAAAUAGAUGGAGUAGCAAAAUAAUUUAAAGGACUUCUCUUUUAAGAGUCAACCAGAAGAUUGCAUUUUAUUAGGUUAAAAAAUGCCCCAUGAGUCACAUGUCUGUAAAUUAAGCCCAUGGCGUCCUUAUUACCAUAUGCCAAUCAAUACUUUCCUUGCCUUCUGUGGCUGACUGUUAGUGUUAGGACUGCAGAGACAACGUGGCUGUCCUUAGCAAUGUUUAUGAAUCACGUGCACUUGAGUGGUCCAUUUUUUCUUUUUUCUCGGGUGGACUAAGGCUGACCGCAAAGUAGAUUUUGAGAGCAGUGCACAUCUUCCCCUCUGGUUCAAGUACACUGCCAAAAGCCAUGUCUUUAAUCUUAGAAAAAGAUUUAAAAAUGUAGGUCUAAAGAUCCUAAGUAUCAACUUCCGCUAUCACAAUGACAAAAUCUGUUCCAUUGUCACUUGCCUUUUAAAACUCUUUGACAAGUAGAUUUCAACAACCAGAGAUUUCAAAAUCUGCCUGUUACACUGGUGAAGGACAUUUGCAUUUUUUCAUUUAAAGGAAUUAGCGUAUUCUCCUGGCUCAUCCCUCUUGGGUACUUUCUGUUCUAAUACACAGAAAGCUUCAUCAUCGUUGAUCCACAGAAGUAUCUUUAUUUAGCAAACCUCAACUUUCCAAAAGAGUUACGUCCCAUGUUCCUAUAUCUGAAGGUGCCGUUUGGUUGGUUUCUCAAAUGCCUUGGUCUGAGUAAUUCUCAUGAUUUAUAUGAUGAAAAACACUUAGCUUGUUCACCAAGAAUAAUGAUUGAUUCUAUUUAGCUUUUCUCAUAUGUAAGAUAAGAGUUGCGAUGGAUUUUAUUUCAACAGAACAAUAUAUAUUUAUCAAAGAGGAAUUAGCAGUGGGGAAUUGUUUUUUUUUUAAAAAAGUAGCAAAUAGCGUCGUGAAGGAUUCAGCCAAAAGGUUAGUUUAUAAACAGCAAAACACAUCAACUAAGAGUUUUAACUCAGAGUUUCAAAAAAGGCUUUAUUUACAUGAAACAUCAGGGCUGGGUACCUUUUAAAGAGUCGGCUCUCGAAUCAGACUGUCAUUGCUAAUAGAUCUGACCUUUUCUUCAGAUAAAUAAGCAUUGUUUUCUCUGUUUGAGUCCAAGGAAAGACAGAUAAAAGGUAAAGAGACUAUAUAUAAGGCAAACAGUUCUCUUUUUUUUUUGCAUUAUAUAUUAUUAAUUAAUGAAAUUGUGGCCUUUGUUAUUAUAAAUGUAAUGAUUCAUUAAACUAUAUUAUGUAAUAUAUUUUGACUUUUAUGAUUGAAUUUUUAUAUUGAGUACUAUGAUAUGUGUUCAUAUUCCCUUAUACAAAUAUUUCAAAACACAAUAAAAUUUAU